AGUACAUAUAGGGGCACCCCGCGAAUUCGUUCGCCCGGUAUAGUAUUGAUUUCCUCCGGUCGCCAUCCUAACCGACAACCGUUUACACAAGUGGCGGCGUAUGACGACGAUAUCAUUGCCGCUGUUAGGUCGCAAGCAAACGGAUCACGCGCCCGAAUUUUUUUUUUCGAUUUUUUUUUCGUCUCUCGAUUCCACAACGAUCUCUUCGAACGGUGGAAAUAACGGGAAAACGUAUUGCAAUAAACGUAAAAACAACCGAAAAAAUACAUCACGGCGUUUGCCUGCAGGUAUAUAAUAUUCUACGAUUAAAACAGAUAUGCGUAUAUUUCACUGUUAACGACAAUGUAGUAAUAAUCAUAUUAUUAUUAUCGUCACACGUUUUCUAUGUGCUAGCUGUUUAUGCCGCGUCGCGAACGGUCGUCGUGGCCACUAUUAUAGUGAAUCCUUUUUUUUUAUCAAGUCCGCAGCGCUCGUAUCCACGCACACUAUCACCGUACGCGUAUUUGUGAACGCGGAUCGAUUUUUCCCCUCAAAUAUUGUUGUUUAUAUUGGAGCGUUCGAUCGUAAUGAGUCUCUCGGAAUCGGGAUGGAAUACGUACGAUGCUCCAGGGUUGAACCGUUGGCAAAAUAAUGCUAAUGGCUCAACUGUAUCUAAAAUGCAACACAAGUACUGGGUAACUAAACAGCAAGUAUGUAAAAAAUUGGGGAAAAAGGAUGACGAAUUCAUAGUAGCUUCAGACGCUGAACUCGAUGCUAAAUUAGAACUAUUUAAGUCUAUUCGUGGUAGUUGUCAACAUUUGCAAAGGAUUGUCAAUAAAUACGACGAAAAAGUUUAUAAUUUAGCAUAUGAAGAAAAUCAAAUGGGUCUGUUUUUAAAAAGAUCUGGAAACAAAGAUCAAACUAAAGCUGGCGAAAUGAUGCAAAUUUUGGGAAGUUGCAUGGCACAGUCAGGACAAGAGAGAAUUGGUUUACGUACGCCAUUAGCCAGGUUACACCAGGAAAUAGAAACGUUUUGUUUAAGAGCUGUGGAGGAUACUCAGGGCGAUGUAAAACGUAUGGAAAAUGCCCGUACAGACUACAGGGCUGCUCUGAAUUGGAUGAAAGACGUUUCCCAAGAACUUGAUCCGGACACCAAUUCACAGUUAGACAAAUUCAAAAACGUGCAGACCAAAGUAAAAAAGUCCAAACAGCAGUUCGAUCACCACAAAUUGAUCUGUUUGCAAAAAGUCGACCUGCUUGCCGCUGCACGUUGUAAUAUGUUUUCACACGUCCUUAUUUUCUAUCAACAAAGUUUGCAGCGAUUUGCCGAAUCCGUCGCAGCGUCGUUUGAACACGCAACUAAAGAUUUUAAACAGUACCAACAUUACGAUUUCAAAAUGAUUAAAGAGUUACGAACGAACUCAGAGAAAUCCACGUCCAAGGCAGACGAUAACAGCAAUGAUUCAAGCUCGUACACUGAAUUGGGCAUCGAAGCAACACCCGACCAGAUUGAAGAAACAAACGAAUCUGCUUUGCUUUCGUUGCUCGACGGAAGCGACACCUUUGGAAAUUUCUUAUCAAAUCCUUACGAAAGUAAUCAAGAAGAAAAGGACUCAGAACUUAAACGAUACGGAACAGGAGAUGAAUUUUUACCGUCCCAAUUAUUGUCGGACUUGCUUUCCGGGUCAACUGCACCUGUUAAUACUACUACUAAAAAAUCAGACAGUUCAUCAAAUUGGGCAGACAUCUUUGCUGAACUUGAUCCAUUGAACGAUCCUAGAUUGUCUUCAAAACUAGAUCCAUUAGAUCUACUUUGAAAUACUUUUAUUUGUAAAAAACUAACCUAUUGUUUUUCUAUUUACGUAUUUUAUAUAUUAAACAAAAACAAUCUGAAUGUAUACUAUAUUACUAUGUCAUAUGGGUCAAUCAAUAAUGUGAAUGCUUUUAAGAUUGUAUAAAACACAUUUUUAUACUAGCUUCGAUAUAAAUAAUGUUUAAAAAUAUACCUUUAUGGUACAAAUUGUUUUAGUAAAAACAUAUAUUUUAAUACUUAUAAAUGUAUGAAUACUCGUAAAAGCAGACAAAUUGUUGCUGCAGGAACAGACUUUUGAUUAAACUGCAUAAUAUUAAUUAUA
Acyrthosiphon pisum (pea aphid) is the source of this 2114-nucleotide messenger RNA. Its product is annotated as islet cell autoantigen 1. Lineage: Eukaryota; Metazoa; Arthropoda; Insecta; Hemiptera; Aphididae. The transcript is spliced from 8 exons. Gene Ontology annotation, cellular component: Golgi apparatus. Gene Ontology annotation, molecular function: protein domain specific binding. Gene Ontology annotation, biological process: regulation of transport. The coding region runs from base 567 to 1796 and encodes 409 amino acids. The record is from RefSeq and is a predicted model, not a curated record.